AUGCAAAGAAUUUUCGCUCUGGGGGUAGAUGAAGAUCAGAUCCCGGGGAUAUGGGAACUCCGUCAUCCCUCUCCGACUCUUUGGGUACAGAGCCCCCAUAACGUAUUGGACUUGUUCCUCACCCACUCUUCCAGGCUCAUAUACUGCACAGGGACGAAGGUAGAGAUUCUUGCUGUGGAAGGGAAGGAUCCCAAUGAGGCCCCUUACGGAUGGGACGAGGUACUACACGUCCCCUGUCCGUUCUUCAUCAAACGGACAUCAGGAGUUGUCAUCGGCGAUUCCCUCGUCCUCCUUGGAGGAGAGAAAAAUCCCCAGGAAGCAUGUCAACUGGACUUCCGUACUGAGACAUGGACGACUCUCUCCCCGAUGAGAGAAAAGAGAAUAACGGCAGCUUCGGUGGCGUUGGAUCCCCACACCCUUCUCGUCUUGGGGGGGAGUGACCUCGACAAGACAUUCUCCUGUUGCGAGAGUUUGGACGUGAGAACGGGGCAGUGGUCUCCCUCAUUCGAAACCCUCCCCGUUCCUCUCUCGGGUCACGCCGUCACCGUGUAUGAUGACCAUGUAUAUAACUCGGGGGGAUGGGACGGAAAUAAGUCCAGAGGUGAGGUGUGGAGGAGCAAAGUUAAUGGGUUAGGGCCAUGGGAGGCAUUAUCAUCCUUAAAUAUUGAGAGACACAAUCAUGGAAUGAUGGGAGAUAGCGUAGGAGGACUCUCUGUUGUUGGCGGAAGACAACAAACGAGUUUCGGAAGUACAGAAAUCGUUGCGACGGAGACACUUUCCCUGGAUGGAGGGCAAGGAUGGGCAACAAACGUGAAACUUCCCUUCAAGAAAGUGUGGCAAGCGACGGACAUGAAGUGA
Darwinula stevensoni is the source of this 858-nucleotide messenger RNA. Lineage: Eukaryota; Metazoa; Arthropoda; Ostracoda; Podocopida; Darwinulidae. The record is from the annotation of a GenBank genome assembly.